Messenger RNA from Rhineura floridana, 1485 nucleotides. It is a transcript of the gene ILF2, whose product is annotated as interleukin enhancer binding factor 2. Bases 161 to 1333 code for a protein of 390 amino acids. The transcript is spliced from 15 exons. The record is from RefSeq and is a predicted model, not a curated record. NCBI's taxonomy places the organism in Eukaryota, Metazoa, Chordata, Lepidosauria, Squamata, Rhineuridae.
GCGGAAACCAAUAGCGGAGAAGUUUGUUGCCGGGUGGGCAGAGCGGCGGGCACAAGAGUAGGCCGGGUGGUUUUUCUUUCAUACUUCAUCCCCUCGCCUCUCUUUCAUCGCACCGUUUCGUCUUCAGCCGGAGCACCGACGGUUAUUGUUCGACGGAACCAUGAGGGGUGACAGAGGCCGUGGUCGUGGUGGGCGCUUCGGUUCUCGGGGUGGUCCUGGAAGCGGGUUCCGUCCCUUCGUGCCUCAUAUCCCUUUUGACUUCUAUGUGUGUGAGAUGGCUUUCCCCCGCGUGAAACCAGUGCCGGAUGAGACUACCUUCAAUGAAGCCUUGCUGAAGAGAAACCAGGACCUUGCUCCAACUUCUGCUGAACAGGCUUCCAUCCUUUCUCUGGUGACUAAGAUCAACAAUGUGAUUGAUAACUUGAUUGUGGCACCAGGAACAUUUGAAGUGCAAAUCGAAGAGGUUCGCCAGGUGGGAUCCUACAAGAAAGGCACCAUGAUGACUGGCCACAACGUGGCAGAUCUAGUUGUGAUCCUGAAGAUCUUGCCCACAUUGGAAGCUGUUGCUGCCUUGGGGAACAAGGUUGUGGAGAGCCUGAGGACGCAGGAUCCCGCUGAAGUACUGACCAUGCUCACCAACGAGACCGGUUUCGAAAUCAGCUCCGCCGACGCGACGGUCAAGAUUCUGAUCACCACCGUGCCCCCCAACCUUCGCAAGCUGGACCCAGAGCUGCACCUGGAUAUCAAAGUGCUGCAGAGCGCCCUGGCUGCUAUCCGGCACGCCCGCUGGUUUGAGGAAAACGCUUCUCAGUCCACGGUAAAAGUCUUGAUCCGUCUGCUGAAGGACAUCAGGAUGCGGUUCCCAGGCUUUGAACCCCUCACGCCUUGGAUUCUUGAUCUGUUGGGACACUAUGCAGUGAUGAACAACCCCACCCGACAGCCCUUGGCCCUCAACGUAGCUUACAGGCGCUGCCUUCAGAUCUUGGCAGCCGGGCUCUUCCUUCCUGGCUCUGUUGGCAUCACCGAUCCCUGUGAGAGUGGCAACUUCAGAGUCCACACAGUUAUGACCCUGGAGCAGCAGGACAUGGUUUGCUACACAGCUCAAACCCUGGUCCGCAUUCUUUCUCAUGGCGGGUACCGGAAGAUCCUUGGCCAGGAAGGAGACGCCAACUACUUGGCUACUGAGAUGUCUACCUGGGAUGGGGUGAUUGUGACCCCAUCAGAGAAGGCGUACGAGAAACCCCCGGAGAAAAAGGAAGGGGAAGAGGAGGAGGAGAACCAGGAAGAGACGGCUCCUGGAGAGGAGGAGGAGAGCAUGGAGACCCAGGAGUAACCCCCCCCCAGUGGAAUCUGCCAGUUUCCUGAUGGAUGAACCAGCUGACGAAGUUGCAUUACAGGACAUAGCUUGAGUCCUUUCCAAUGUGUUAUUUCUAAUUGCCUCGUUUUUAUAGUUCUUGCCAUUAAAAUGGUGUUUUCCUUUUAAAA